Molecule: messenger RNA, 3783 nt
Organism: Pseudo-nitzschia multistriata
Lineage: Eukaryota; Bacillariophyta; Bacillariophyceae; Bacillariales; Bacillariaceae
Source: the annotation of a GenBank genome assembly
UGACCGUCGGUAGUCCGAAGAACUUCAUCCAUCCUACGGUACCUUGUCCGAGUGAUGGAAGAAACUGAUACAAGUCAAGAUCUAACCGAUCGAAUUUCAACUUGAAUUGAAUCAAUCCACAUUCUUAGUGGAAAUCUUGAACAUGACGCUUCAUCACUUGCGUCCAUCGUUACUGAGAUUUCGUCAAAGCUAUCUUCUGCUUCGUCGACCAUAUCGUUCCAUUGGCACAUACAACGCAGCGUGGAGAGGAAUAAGAAUUCCGAGACAAGUGGCGCCGUUCUCUUCCAAAGCUGAUUCGAAUGAUGAGAGCAACGAAGUCGAAGGCAAUAGGCGGUCCGCCUCGCUUGCGCUGGCCAGCACUCACGAUAAUUUGUCUCGGCUACUCGAAAUAAGCAGAAGGGAGUGGCCGCUCAUUGGGCUGGCGGCGUCGACAUUAAUGGUGACCUCCUCUGUAACAUUGUUGCUUCCCUAUGCUUCGGGAUCUGUUAUCGACUACACAAUCGCGAGCGGKGGCGAAGAUGGGGCGUCUCCGUUAGUGUUGGCAUCUGGGCUUUUCGGUUUGUCGGCCCUAGCCGGUGGAGGGGUGUACUUGCGAGCUGUGUGGUUGGCAAAGGCGGGAAAUUCUAUAGUUGCAAGGAUCAAACAACGGCUGUAUGCAUCGAUGCUUCGACAGGAAUCAUCUUACUUGGAUCAGCAAACAACAGGAGAUUUGUUGUCUCGAUUGACAUCCGAUGCCCAGCUUUUGCAGGGUGCGCUCACGACGCAAGCAGUGGCAGGGCUACGAGCUACCGUGAUGUCCAUCGGUGCCGGAGGAAUGCUUCUGUACACUUCUCCAUUCCUAGCAAUGGUUUCGUGUGCGACGCUACCGCCGGUGUUCAUACUGACUCGUCAUUUUUCACGACGGCUAAAAAAACGGCAAGAAGAAGUCCAAAAGUUGCUGGGAGAGGCAACAUCAUUGGCCGAACAAGCUCUCAGCAAUCAAACAACUGUCAAGCAAUGCGCGGCAGAAUCCUUCGAGAUUGCUCGCUUUCGGAAUAGUGUCGCCGAUGCGCAUACCAUGGCCGUCUCAACGGCACACGAUCAAGGCCAGUUAGAAAUGAGCGCGCACAUUGCAGCGAACGCAGCAAUCUUGGGAGUCCUUGGGCUGGGUGGGACAAUGGUUCUGGAGGGGAACAUCACAGCCGGUGACCUUACAGGAUUUGUUAUGUACUCAUUGCUUUUAUCAGGAAAUCUCUCUAGCUUGACCAGCAUUUAUGGUGACAUGGUCCGUGCCAUGGCAGCCUCAACGCGUGUCUUCGAGCUGAUUGACCGCCCAUCGAAGAUUUAUUCUUCGAAAGGUAUGGAAGAAGAAAAUGCACUGCUAUCUCUAAAUGAAGAUCCACUUGUUUCGAUUGAAUAUUCCGUGAUCAAGGAUCGCCUUCAAGGCGGGGAUGAUAACGAUACCAACGUUACAGACGUUCGCACGAAGACCGCGGCAUAUGACAGUUUUGAUCCUGCCCUUGGAGGUGCAUCAAUCGAGAUCGAAAAUUUGUGUUUCCAAUAUCCUAGUCGACCCGACGUUCCUGUUCUCAACAAUUUGAGUUUGACCGUUCCUUCUGGAUCCGUGGUGGCCUUGGUUGGUGCAUCCGGCAGUGGAAAAUCGACGAUCGGAAGCCUGUUGACAAGAUUGUACGACACCGACAAAAAUGAAAACAAUGGUAACUCGUUGUCAUCGAUUCGAAUCAAUGGCAGGUCCCUUUGUGACUAUGAUCCACGAGACCUACGACAGAUGAUUAGCGUGGUAGCGCAAGAUCCGGUAUUAUUCGGUGGGACGAUUCGUGAUAAUAUUAGGUAUGGCGUCUGGGACAAGGUUUCGGAAGAAACUAUCCUAGAGGCCGCUCGCCAGGCAUAUGUACUGGACUUUGCAGAAAGCUUUCCUGACGGAUUAGAUACUCUAGUCGGUCCCCGGGGCAUGCAGCUCAGUGGUGGACAACGCCAACGGAUAGCUAUUGCUCGAAUGCUUGCCAACGUGGAUGCUUCGAUUUAUGUCUUAGACGAGGUAAGUGCUGUGUGUGUACGACCGAUGAAAUGUACGAGCUUCAACUUGGUGCAUGGUUUGUAUCCUGUCUGGUUGUUUCAUUCGAAUGCGAGGGGAAGAAUCCAUUGUGUUUCUGUCCGAUUUUUACUAAUUAAAAUAUUUCGAAUAACUUUACUAUGCAAAAGGCGACCAGUGCCCUUGACGCUCGCAGUGAGCAUUUUGUUCAGUCUGCUUUACAAAAAAUAUUUCAAGAUCAUAGCGGCAAAACGAUCAUCUCGAUUGCUCAUCGCUUGAGUACGAUUCGCCAUGCAACCACCAUCGCUGUGCUGCAGAAUGGAUCGAUUGUCCAAACGGGAACCUUCGAAGACCUUAGUACCAAUGAGGGUCCUUUUCGAGAACUGAUGAAAACACAACUCGUCGGUGACAUAAGCGAUAGUACUUAGCGGAGACGCAAAAAAUCAGUGCAUCCCUGGAGUUAGUAAGUAUUGUAAUUUCGAUUUCAUCUUUUGUUGACUACUUUCGUGAUGAGUUUUUUCUUCCCAGCACGGACACUCGAACUCCGCCACCCUGUGCCAGUAUUUUCUUUUCUGAAUCGGAUAGUCUAGCUAGCAAUAACCGAGAAACGUCGAUUCCUUCGACCAUGCCAUCAAGAUUUACUAAUCCCACCUCUUUGGCAACGGACAAGAAGCCAUCCAUCUCUGCGUUGACAUUAAAUCCAUCGUGACCGACGCUGAGGUACAAAAAAUAACAACGGUCGUUUUUUACUCUUGUUCCAGUCACAGGAUCGAUGCUGUCGUUUUCUAUUUUCAAUACGGUUUCAAUAGUUUCGGCGAGUGCUCUCCAUGAACCUGGGUUGUAAGUAAGAUCUGCACCGAUCAUGAAAGACGCACGCUCACUGUAGUCCAUCGCAUCUAAAAAUCCCCAUUGAAGUGGCUGGGCCUGUAUGGUUGGCGAAGGACUUGAUGAGGCACUAAUAUUCGUCGUUGCGCCAUCAUCGGCAUCGGAAUUGUUGUAACAGUUUUUUCGUAUAUUGGCUUCGGCUAGCUGUAAAACCCGAGGGUUUCCAUCGGUAGCCAAUACACUUUUGGCUCCCAAGCGAUGCGCAGCGAUACUGCAGAGUCCGGUUCCGCAGCCCAGUUCAAUCACGUCUUGGUUCCUCCAAAAUAUGCUCUCCCCACCAUUGCCAUCUCCUUGUCGAUGGAGUUCGUCUACCAUGGUGUCCAGAAGCCGGGUCAGAAGUAGACCAGAGUUCCACACCGUCAUGCCGGUGUUGCCACUGCCGCCCGUGUUUUGCUGGACAACGAUCGUACUUUCUGCAUCCGGACUUUGUUUCUUUGACAUACGUUCUCGAUACCUAGGCAACGGCACUGCUCGCUCCGGUAGUCCCAUGCACACCGAGCUAUAUGCUCCCGGAACAGCCAGUUCGCCCAUCAGCGCACCAUUGUCGCAUAUGAUCUCGGAAGUCGUCGUUGCUGUUGUUGUUGCCAAUGCAAUCGAGGAACACGACCAGAAGCCAUCGACAAGAAAAGCUUGUCGAUCGACGAUUCCGUUGUUAUAGGCAUCUGCAACACCGUGUAAUUGCGGCGACAAUCCAUGGCAGACGGUGACGCAAAGCGAGGUUAGUAGUGCAGUCAAUAUCGACAACCGUGCCGAUCUACCCGAUGCUGGACUAGUCUCCACUGGUCUCGUUCGUUUGCUGCAUGCCAUGGCGUCUCUAUUGGCUUCAAAAGAUGUAACCGACGAAAGAAGAAAAGAGGACCAAACUA